This is a messenger RNA of Prosopis cineraria, 2067 nucleotides long. RefSeq names its product protein BONZAI 1-like. The transcript has 16 exons. Gene Ontology annotation, molecular function: calcium-dependent phospholipid binding. The coding region runs from base 121 to 1860 and encodes 579 amino acids. Gene Ontology annotation, cellular component: plasma membrane. NCBI's taxonomy places the organism in Eukaryota, Viridiplantae, Streptophyta, Magnoliopsida, Fabales, Fabaceae. Gene Ontology annotation, biological process: cellular response to calcium ion. The record is from RefSeq and is a predicted model, not a curated record.
GAUUCUCACACAACGGAAUUUCGCAAUCAAGCAUCCAUAUGAGAAAACGAAAGUAGCUAAUUCCCGGUGCUUGUCGGUCGCUCUCCUGCUGAAGUCAGUCAACACCUGCGCCGAAAUUCAAUGGGCAACUGCUUCUCCGACGUUGCCGGUGGACGUAUGGCCAUCGGCGGCACCGCCGGCUCUCUCCUCAAUCCCGCCGAUGCUUCAAACGAUGUUGUUGAUAACUUCCUAAAGUAUCGUGGCUAUCAUGGCCUCUACUCUCAGAUCGAGUUAUCCUUUUCUGCUUCAGGCUUGCGUGACCGGGAUGUGCUCUCCAAGAGUGAUCCAAUGAUGGUUCUUUAUGCAAAAGGAAAAAAUGGAGCACUUGAGGAACUGGGCCGCACAGAAGUAGUCCUAAAUUCUUUGAAUCCCUCAUGGAUCACUAAGCAGACUCUCUUUUAUCAUUUUGAGGUUGUUCAGAUUUUAGUGUUUUGUAUUUAUGAUAUUGAUACCCAGUUUCACAAUGUAGACGUAAAGAUGCUUAAGCUAGAAGAGCAGCAAUAUCUUGGUCAAGCAACCUGUGCAUUAUCCGAGAUAAUUACAAAACCUGAUUGGUCAUUGACCUUGGAUCUAUUCAUAGAAGAUUCUACUAGAUCAAACUACUCUCAGAACUGUGGGAAACUCAUGGUGAAUGCUGAGGAAUGUAUCAGUUCAAAGACUACAAUAGAGAUGAUAUUCAGGUCUUCAGAUUUGGAAUAUAGGAAUCUCUUCUCAAAAAGUGAUCCCUUUUUAGUGAUAUCGAAAGUUGUGGAAGGUGGUACCCAAAUUCCUAUAUGCAAAACAGAAGUCAAAAAGAAUGACCACAACCCUAUAUGGAAACCAGUAUUCUUGAAUAUUCAACAAGUACGAAGCAAGGACAGCCCAUUAAUUAUAGAAUGCUAUGACUUCAAUAGCAAUGGCAAGCAUGAAUUGAUGGGGAAAGUGCACAGAUCCUUGAUACAGUUGGAAAAGCUUCAUUCUGAUGGUCAUGGAGAAAAUUUAUUUUUACCUGCUGCUGAUGGAAAAGAUAAUCAUAAUGAGGUCUUAAAGAGCCAAAUAUAUGUGGACAAGUUUACUGAAAGUGUCCAGCAUACUUUUCUCGAUUACUUGGCAGGGGGAUUUGAAUUGAACUUCAUGGUGGCAAUUGAUUUCACAGCUUCAAAUGGAAACCCACGCCUUCCCGAUUCUUUACAUUAUAUGGAUCCUUCAGGGCGGCCAAAUGCAUAUCAGAGAGCUAUCUCUGAGGUUGGGGAGGUGUUACAGUUUUAUGAUUCAGACAAACGAUUUCCCACAUGGGGCUUUGGCGCUCGACCAAUUGAUGGUCCCGUCUCCCAUUGUUUUAAUUUGAAUGGAAGCAGCCAUGACUGCGAGGUGGAUGGGAUCCAAGGAAUUAUGAUGGCAUAUACAAGUGCCCUACUUAAUGUUACUCUUGCAGGGCCAACUCUUUUUGGGCCUGUCAUAAACAAGGCUGCACUUAUUGCCAGCGAAUCUGUCACAAAUGGAAAACGAAAGUACUUUGUUUUAUUGAUAAUCACUGAUGGGGUGGUAACAGAUCUCCAAGAAACAAAAGAUGCUCUUAUUAAAGCAUCUGAUCUGCCAUUAUCACUCCUUAUUGUUGGAGUAGGAGGUGCCGACUUCAAAGACAUGGAGGUUUUGGAUGCAGACAAGGGGGAGAGGCUUGAAAGUUUAUCGGGACGGGUUGCUUCACGGGAUAUAGUCCAGUUUGUUCCAUUUCGGGAUGUUCAAAAUGGACAGAUUUCAGUAGUUCAAGCACUUCUAGCAGAAUUGCCUUCUCAAUUUUUAUCUUACAUGCGGACCAGAAAUAUUCAACCGAAUCUCUAGUUAUGUCGGUUGUUCAUUGUGCAAUUUCCAGUUACAUAAAUCAUUAAAUUCAGUUACAUAAAUCGCCAAAAAGGGCGGGCUUCAUAUGUCCUAGAUAUUUAUUUUCUGUUUUGACAGAAGAUUCCUAAGAUAGUUUAGCACUACGGAACUUUAAACAAAAAUUGAGAUGUGUAUGCUUGUUUUAAUCAAAACCAAUCAUUAACGAAA